Molecule: messenger RNA, 2638 nt
Organism: Anoplopoma fimbria (sablefish)
Lineage: Eukaryota; Metazoa; Chordata; Actinopteri; Perciformes; Anoplopomatidae
Product: phospholipid scramblase 1
Exons: 7
Coding region: 71-757 (228 amino acids)
Biological process (GO): plasma membrane phospholipid scrambling
Cellular component (GO): plasma membrane
Molecular function (GO): phospholipid scramblase activity
Source: RefSeq, a predicted model, not a curated record
UGGUUCCGGAGUGGCCUGUUAUUGUUUUUUACAGCAGCAGUACAUCUCGAUCUCCUUCCAGGCUGACAACAUGGAUAUGUAUGCUGUGCCCAACCCCGAAAUACCAGGCUGUCCACCGGGAUUAGAAUACCUGACUCAGGUGGAUCAGCUACUCAUCAAACAGAAGGUUGAAGUUGUUGAAGCCCUCGUCGGUUUUGAAAGCAACAACAAAUAUGAAGUCCGCAACAGCCUGGGUCAGAACGUGUUCUACGCCGUCGAGGAGAACGACUGUCUGAGUCGACAGUGUUGCGGUCCCAUGCGCUCCUUCACCAUCCACGUCCUUGACAACUUUGGACAGGAGGUCAUCACCGUCACCAGGCCACUUAAGUGCAUGUCAUGCUGCUUCCCCUGUUGUCUACAAGAGCUGGAGGUGCAGUCUCCCCCUGGUAACACGGUGGGGUACGUUAUACAACAGUGGCACCCGUUCUCCCCCAAAUUCAUCGUCACCAACGAACAGUCCGAGCCUGUACUGAAGAUCCACGGGCCCUUCUGUGGAUGGAGCUGCCUACCAGAUGUUGACUUUGAGAUUUUGACAAUGGAUGAAGUCAGUAAGAUUGGGAAGAUCAGUAAGCAGUGGACAGGGCUUCUUCGGGAAGCGUUCACAGAUGCAGACAACUUUGGUAUCCAGUUCCCCAUGGAUCUGGAUGUGAGAAUGAAGGCUGUAAUGAUCGGUGCAUGUUUUCUCAUUGAUUUCAUGUUCUUUGAAGCUACUAACUAGGAGCCAAACAGGAAACCAAUGUAAGCAUACAAACAUUCCUGGAAGAACAAAACCACAAAGCCAUGAUGAUCAGUCCUGAAUGCCCUUACAUAGAACAACCUUCAAACAGAUCAUUUAAAAGGAAGUACCGAGUUGAAUACAUGUUACAUUUUUGCAUGAACAAUGAAAUAGAAGGUUGGUUUUAGUCUUAGUUGCUCCGGUUGGUUGUUAACACAUGUCACUGGGCUGUUAGUACACAGUGCAGUGUUCUAAUACAAUGUUUGUGAGGAAGUUUUCAUUUGUGUUUACAUUAUGUUCGCUGAGCACAUCUGGGCCUAGAACCUUUAAGUGACUACUUACUUACUUACUAAAAACUUGAAUAGUAGGAUACCAUCCAUAUACAAGUACAUGAAAAGGGAAAACCAUGGCAGGCAAGUGCUGUUAUACAGUGUGUAAAAGAAAGACUGCUGUCAUUAUGGAUCGUAUGCAAAAUAUCAUCUGUGUAAUUUGGUCAUAUUAAUAGUCAAGAUGUAUUAAUUUAUAUAGAACUGUAUGCUUGUAGCUAUAUUGUGUGAGAACUAAAAUACUUAUGUAAUGUAGUAGUUUCUAGUUCAGAUGUUCAAAGCCCUUAUUUAUUUAUUCAUAUUUUCUUUGUUAAACAAUUUUUCAUCAUACAAUAAUGUGUGUGUGUGUGCACUGCUUUUGUGUGCGUGUGUGUGUGUGCAAUGAGCGUACUUUAACUGAAACAUAAACCAUCACUGGAUUAUAACAAUAUCUUUCCAUCUUGUAAUAAUAAUUGAUUCUGAUAGUCGACUAGAAGUUGUUUAUUUGGGAAAGGAUGUGUUAUGGCUUGAUGUGUCCCGGUCUUGUCCACAAGAGGGAGCUAGAUUUUUAUUUAAGAAUAACCUGACACGGCCCAAAUGGACAAAUUCAAUACCUGCUUAUGCCAGAAGUUUUUAUUGGAGUACUAGUUUCUGAAAACCAUGUAUAUUUUUUGGACAAACUCAGGUUGAAAUGCAUGCUACUUUAUUAAAGAGAUGGCUACCGCUCCAAGAAACACACACCUGCAUCUAAUACUAUGAAUAUAAAGAUAGUGAUCUUUUGAAGGAGAUUUAGAAAACUAAAUCAUCUAAAUAUAAUAUAUAUUACAUUUCCUGGUAUAUCAACUUGAAUGUUAAUCUUUCUCACUGUCAAAUGUAAAAUUAUGUGAUUGGGGAUGGUAAAAAGUAAAGUAUUGUAGCAAAGACAUCAUCUAUGUGCUACAACAACAUUAAGGCCAUUAAAGCUCGUUUGUAGCAUCAUGAUAAUAGCAUGUAUGUCAUCUGUGGUUCAGGAAAACUGGAAAAACACCCAUCUUAAGUCAUUUUCUAACAGAUAUUAAGUGUUAAAAGCUUUUAAGGCUAUUAUUUUUGUAAUAAAGUACAGCAAACUGCCAUUUGGAAGAGCUUAUAUUUCCAGUGACUUAACUUCUCUUGUGUCAACAGUGUUUAAUUGUGUUUGACUAUUUUUCAAAACUUGAUUUUAGGACUAAAUACAUAAUUAAGUGCUAAAGAAUGGGUGGAUGUUUUUUGCAGUCUACUGUUUGCAUGGCUUAAGUUGUUGGUGUACAACUCUAAGUAAAUUUGAUAUUACAUUCUCGCCAUUAAGAUUACUUUGAUCAUUGAGUUGAAUGGAUUAAUAGUAUGAGAUGCUGGUGCUAUGUCCUCUGAAGGCUCUGUGAUUGUGUUUAAAAGCCAAAAAUGUAAGUCAGAAUGUGAUACAAAGGGAGUUUAGCUAUUCCCAGUCAGCUAUGUUUUUAAAAGAACCGUACUUUUGCACUAAUGCUGUGAAUUACUUCAAGUCAUGCAAUGAAUGCAAACAAACUCUGUGAGGUUAGCUUAAAUUGUGCAAAUAGUUCAUGGA